AUGUGCGCUAAUGAGGCUGCAGUGAUGGGCACUGAUAGGCUGCACUGAUGGACACUGAUAGGUGGCACUGAUGGGCACUGUUGCAACCAGGGGCGGACUGACAACUCAUGGGGCCCCCGGGCAAUAGGGGAUCAUGGGGCCCCUGUGUCCUUGCCCAAACUCAAAAAAACCUAUGAAAAAGGUACCAGGGGCAUCUCAUGGGGCCCCCUACUGGCCCUGGGCCCUUGGGCAGUGCCCGAGUUUCCAAAUGGUCAGUCCGCCCCUGCUUGCAACUACCACC
Staurois parvus is the source of this 280-nucleotide messenger RNA. The record is from the annotation of a GenBank genome assembly. Lineage: Eukaryota; Metazoa; Chordata; Amphibia; Anura; Ranidae.